Pseudomassariella vexata is the source of this 651-nucleotide messenger RNA. RefSeq lists its product as uncharacterized. Lineage: Eukaryota; Fungi; Ascomycota; Sordariomycetes; Amphisphaeriales; Pseudomassariaceae. The record is from RefSeq and is a predicted model, not a curated record. The transcript is spliced from 5 exons. The coding region runs from base 161 to 583 and encodes 140 amino acids.
AUCCGAACAACAACACUACGUCAUCGGCUGUUGCUUAAUUGAAUUAUAUGUAUAAGACCUCCUGGGAGUUGGACUGAUCAAAAUUAUUCCAAUUUGAACAUUCCAGUUCAACAUCUUCCAAUUCAUCACCGCAGAAUUUCAUCCACAUACCACUAUCAAGAUGACAGGCAACGCCAACCCCGGAAACUUUGCCAACCGCCCCACCGAGGAGGUGCAAGCCAUUGCCUCGAAGGGAGGCCACGCCAGCCACGGUACCGCUGAAGCCCCCAAGACGAAGAGUGACAACCCUGGCAACUUCGCCAACAGACCCAAGGAGGAGGUUCAAGCGAUCGCCUCCAAGGGUGGUCAGGCAAGCCACGGCGGUGGUGUCCAAGCCAGCACGACAAGUGACAAUCCCGGCAACUUCGCCAAUAGACCCAAGGAGGAGGUUCAAGCGAUCGCCUCCAAAGGUGGUCAGGCAAGCCACGGCGGUGGUGUCCAAGCCAGCACGACAAGUGACAACCUGGGCAACUUUGCCAACCGACCGAAGGAGGAGGUUCAAGAGAUCGCCGCCAAGGGUGGUAAGGCUGGUUCUGUUCCGUAAAAACAAACUUGUAACCCUAAACGACUAUGAAUGCCCAGAGAUUGUGGGGUCGAACUUCGAAACAGGUG